CUCUCUCCCUCCCUUUUACUUUCUCUGUCGUUCUCAUCGCAAUACGUCUCCGUUGAACUCUCUCUCGGUCGUGUAAAGAACGUGGAGGUUGCGCGCGCAACUAUUUGUCCCGUAUUCCAGGGCCGUACGAUGUAAUGCAGACGGAGUGCGAGUCAAAUAUAACGGAGAUGGAUGGUCCAGGCACGAUUUCUUGGGAUGAAUUUCUUGCAAAUGCUGAAAGUUUUAUAAUAGUCUCAGAUCAGAUUUCUGAUGGAUGGCAAUUACGUGGUAACAAAGAAGUUCCUACAGAAGCAUACUUAGUACGACAAAAAAAGCAUAUUAUUUCGAACGAGAUCAACACAGAAAAUUCUUCGACAAUUGAGAAUUGGAGUGAAAAACUUUGUGAAGAUCCUUACGAAGCUUCAUUUAGAAACGAAAGGCCUUUGAUUAUAGAACAUCACAUUUUAUGGUCUAUGAGCUAUAGCGUACCAGUACUUUAUUUUAAUGGAUGGAAAUCAGGUGAUCUAAAUUGCAAUUAAUCUAGGAUCAUUAAGCUCUUCUUUUUCUACAUAAUUUGGCGAAGAGAGAUACAUAUUUUCCGGGGAUCAAUCGAAUAAGUGUUGAAGAAGCUCAAGGACUUAUUAAUGGUUCCGCUUUAAAUUACUCGGAGUUGUCACAGGCGAUUCAUCCAAUUCUCGGUACACCGUACCUGCAGUUACAUCCAUGC
Messenger RNA from Vespula vulgaris, 706 nucleotides. It is a transcript of the gene Atg10, whose product is annotated as ubiquitin-like-conjugating enzyme ATG10. The record is from RefSeq and is a predicted model, not a curated record. Lineage: Eukaryota; Metazoa; Arthropoda; Insecta; Hymenoptera; Vespidae. The transcript is spliced from 4 exons. The coding region runs from base 135 to 518 and encodes 127 amino acids. Gene Ontology annotation, molecular function: ubiquitin-like protein transferase activity.